UUACUGCACAUGCGCUCUACUAUCCGAUUACGGUGAGUAGAAUGAUUCAUGCAUAAUGGCAGACGGAGUGAGAAGUUCGAGCCGAAAUACCCGCGGUUUGUUUCGGCAAAUGCAGAAAAUAUCCUCUGCUGAUCUUGUAUGGGGACAUCAGAAUCUCAAGAAAAAGAAAACUACUGCCUCCAAGGACUAUUUUCCCGUUGAGAGGCUCGUGUCGAAGAGGACCACACGAUCGACGACCCAAUUUUUAAUCAAGUGGAAAGGCUUUAGCGCCUUCUUUAAUAGUUGGGAGGAUGAAGAAAACCUCACUACCGAUCUAAUCAGAUCCUACAACAAGCCAAACAUAAGCCAGGAAAGGCUUAUUCAAAACAUUGAUGCCCUUAGGGGAUCAAUUCUUGCCAAAUUGAAAAAUAAAAAUAGGGGCAAUUUUAUUUUAGAUUUUAAUUAUGAUUGUUUAAGGUUUUUGUUUCAUGGAAAGGGGAGGGAAGCUAGGCAGAAAGGGCAUAUUUUAUUAGAAAAAACUGAUUUUGAUAGGUGCAAAUUUCCUGAAAACUGGGAUGUUGUGUGUGACAUACAGGGAAAGCUUCAAGAAGAUCAACGAAUGCUUAUUGAGAAGCUUUCCCUGGACUUCAGCCGACAGCCAUGUACCUUUGUACCAUAG
Messenger RNA from Stylophora pistillata, 658 nucleotides. RefSeq lists its product as uncharacterized. The record is from RefSeq and is a predicted model, not a curated record. NCBI's taxonomy places the organism in Eukaryota, Metazoa, Cnidaria, Anthozoa, Scleractinia, Pocilloporidae.